GAAACAGGAAAGUAUAUGAAGGACUAUGAAGAAGGACAGCUCUUUUUGCAGAGAGAUAGAUAGAGAGAGAGAGAGAUAGGUAAACAAAAAAUUCAUGGCCACACUAUCUCACUCCUCUUAUCUUCUCUCUUCUGCUUAAAACCUUUUUUAAGCCCCAUAACCAAAACCCAUUAAAACCCAAACCAAAAAAAAAAAGUGAAAACUUCCUGUAAAAAAAAGUUCUUGCCUUUGGUGGCAGUGGCGGUGAUUUUAGUUUAUUUUUAUUAUUUUUUACUGAGAGUAAAAUGGAUUUCGAGGAUCAAGAAGAUCACGAUGAAGAGAUGGAGCUCGGUGGGGCUAGUUACGACUCGUUGGGGAACUCGGGUCGUGUCAAAAUGCAAAACUCUGGUGGACUAUUAGCAGCAUCAGGAGGAGGAGGAGGAAGUGGAGGAGCUGAGGCUGUGACUCAGCCGUCGAGGAAGCCGAGGUACCGUGAGUGUCUGAAGAACCACGCGGUGGGUCUCGGAGGCCACGCGCUUGACGGUUGUGGGGAGUUCAUGCCAGCUGGAGCUGAAGGCACACUCGAUGGGCUUAAAUGCGCAGCUUGUAACUGCCACCGCAACUUCCACCGUAAGGAAGGCGAGGGACACGGCGGAAUCUCGACAUCCCCGGCCUCCGCCGCCGCCAUGGCCUCCGGCGAUGCUUACAUGGUUCCACACCACCAUCAAUUCUCGCAGUACUAUCGAACCCCAGCUGGGUAUCUAGUGGCGACCCAGCAGAGGCCGUUGGCUUUGCCAUCGACAUCAGGUGGUGGUGGGGGAAAUAGUAGGGAUGAGCAAGAUGACGUGUCGAACCCAAGUGGAGGGAGUGGUGGGUAUGUAGGGACGGCUUCGAAGAAGAGGUUUAGGACAAAGUUCACGCAGGAGCAGAAGGAGAGGAUGAUGGAACUGGCUGAGAGGUUGGGUUGGAGGAUUCAGAAGCAUGAUGAGCAGGUGGUGCAGCAGUUCUGUAACGACACUGGGGUUAAGCGUCAUGUGCUCAAGGUUUGGAUGCACAACAACAAGCACACACUCGGUAAGAAGCCCUAGCUAGCUAGCUAGUUUUUUUUAUAAAAAAGAUUUGGAAGAAGAAGAAGAAGAUGAAGAAGACGAAGAAGAUGAAGAUGUGUUUCUCUUUUGUAGCUAAAGUCUAGACAUUGAAGAAGGAUUUUUAAGAAAGAAGGGAGGAGGGGACUGGUUUUGGUUUCUCUUUCUGUCUGUUAUUAAUGUCUGUCUUUUUUCUUUUUCUUUUUUUCUUUCUCUUUCUCUAUCUCUCUAUCUAGCUAGCUAGCUCAGUGCACUGAAAGAAAGAUUGGUACGGGGAUGAAGGAAUUGGAAGUGGGAAAUUGUGUUGCUGCUGACUUUGCUGAGAAAUUCUGCUACUUUUCUCGGGAUUUUAGGGUUUGCUUUUCUUUUUCUUUUUCUUUUUUUUUGGGGGGGGAGGGUUUUGUGUUUAGGUAGUACUGCUGCUGGUGUUUUGGAUGGAUAUUGUCAAUUUGGAUUAGACUAUUGUUGAUGGGCUAGCUAAUUUCAUUUUCAUAUUUCAGUGCAUGCAAAAUCUUUGCUUUGUUA
This is a messenger RNA of Quercus lobata, 1589 nucleotides long. RefSeq names its product zinc-finger homeodomain protein 2-like. Gene Ontology annotation, biological process: regulation of developmental process; regulation of DNA-templated transcription. Gene Ontology annotation, molecular function: transcription cis-regulatory region binding; DNA-binding transcription factor activity. Gene Ontology annotation, cellular component: nucleus. The coding region runs from base 285 to 1067 and encodes 260 amino acids. The record is from RefSeq and is a predicted model, not a curated record. Lineage: Eukaryota; Viridiplantae; Streptophyta; Magnoliopsida; Fagales; Fagaceae. The transcript has a single exon.